Molecule: messenger RNA, 2091 nt
Organism: Dromiciops gliroides (monito del monte)
Lineage: Eukaryota; Metazoa; Chordata; Mammalia; Microbiotheria; Microbiotheriidae
Gene: UBQLN3
Product: ubiquilin 3
Exons: 1
Coding region: 34-2091 (685 amino acids)
Biological process (GO): ubiquitin-dependent protein catabolic process
Cellular component (GO): cytosol
Molecular function (GO): polyubiquitin modification-dependent protein binding
Source: RefSeq, a predicted model, not a curated record
UGCGUCCCCACCGACCCAGCCCCUCUGCCCACCAUGGCCAAGAGUGGAGAAGUCGCACCCCGGGCCAGCCCUGCCUCCGCCACGGACCCCCACAUCAUCAAGGUGACGGUGAAGACACCUAAGGACAAGGAGGAGUUUGCAGUACAGGACACUUGCACCAUCCAGCAGCUGAAGAAGGACAUCUCUCAGCGCUUCAAGGCCCACCCUGACCAGCUGGUCCUUAUCUUUGCCGGAAAGAUCCUCAAGGACCCAGACUCCCUGGUGCAGUGUGGCAUUUGUGAUGGGAUCACCGUCCACCUAGUCAUCAAGAUGCAGAAACGGGGUGGGGGGCCCGAGUGCCUGGCCCCCGGCCAGCCAGCCCCACCCCCUCCAACCCCUACACCCACACCACCAGUGCCAGUCCACCCCGGUGGGACACACCCCUUCAGCCUGGGUGUCUUCACCGGGCUUAAUGGAUUGGGUCUCACGUCUGGCAGCUUUCCUGACCUGCAGAGCCAGCUCUUGUGGCAGCAUAUAUCUGUGCCUGAGCUGGUGGCCCAGAUCAUCGAUGACCCCUUCAUCCAGGGCCUCCUCUCCAAUACGGGCCUGGUCCGUCAGCUGGUCCUUGAUAAUCCCUACAUGCAGCAACUGAUCCAGCAUAACCCUGAGAUUGGGCACAUCCUCAACAACCCAGAGAUCAUGCGUCAGACCCUAGAAUUCCUGCGUAACCCAGCCAUGAUGCAGGAAAUGAUGCGGAGCCAGGACAGGGCACUCAGUAACCUGGAGAGCAUCCCUGGUGGUUAUAAUGCCUUACGGACCAUGUACACAGAUGUCAUGGACCCCAUGCUAAAUGCAGUGCAGGAGCAGUUUGGUGGGAACCCCUUUGCAGCUGCAGCUGCCACCUCCAGUACCAGCAGUUCGGGAUGUAGUCAGCCCUCUCGGACUGAGAACUGUGACCCCCUCCCCAAUCCCUGGGCCAGCCAGUAUGGGAUUACAGCUGGAGGAGGGGAGCGGCGGCAUGGGGGCCAGGACCCCAGGCAUGUCCCACUCAGAUCAAACUCCCAAGAAGGGUCCCCUGGCUUCCCCAGCAUAGGGCUAGCAGGCUACCUACAGCAGGUCCCUGAUUCCCCACAGGGCCUGGCUACUUACUUGCAGGGGCCAGCAUCCCCUCUGGCUCUCGGCCAAGAGCCUGGUCCAACGACUCUCUCAGGGGACCACAUGCCGCCCACAGUACCCCCAGCCCAGCAGUCUGGGACUAGGCAGUCCUUACCCAAAGAGCCUCUUGCAGUCAAAGCCAAGACCACCUGCCCUGCAUUUCUGAGACCCCCUCCAACUAGUAGCUCUAAUAGGGGGAGUGGCAGGGAAGAAGAUGGCAGUGUGGGCCCCAAGGGCCAUAGUACCAACAUGCCCAGCCUGGUGCCAGGUCUGACAGCCACCAGCGGGGAUGGCUUUAUGACCUCAUCUCCAGCCCCAGUUGCUGGAGCCCCUCAGGCACCAGAGCCUGCAUGGCUGGCUGCGCCAACCUGUGUGAGGUCCCCACGACCAGUCACCCUGGACACCUCCCCUCGGGGUGCCCUACAGUUUCAGGAGGAGAUGCGAAGGCAGCUGCCACUGCUCGUCCACCUCCAAGCAGCCAUGGCAAACCCUCGCGCUUUACAGGCCCUGUUGCAAAUUGAGAAUGGCCUCCAAACCCUGGCCUCUGAGGCUCCCCGACUCCUGCUCUGGUUCACACCUUCCCUGGGGGUCCUGGGGAUCCCUUCAGUCAUUGCCGGGGCUGAGAUGGGUACCUGUCCCCUAAACAAUCCAACAUCAUUGGCAAACCCAGAGGAGCCCCCAGAAACAGCUGCCCGAACUGUGUCCCCAGGGCGAGGCUUAGCUGAGGUAGAACCUCAGUCUGUCCCUUUCCUCCAGAUGUUGCAAGUCCUGAGCACCACCAGCCCCCAGAUGCAGUCAUCACCAUUGCAGCAGCUUGAGGCCCAGUUCCAACCCCAGCUGGAACAGCUGCAAGCCAUGGGUUUCCUCAACCCAGAGGCCAACCUCCAGGCCCUCAUUGCCACAGAGGGUGAUGUGGACAGGGCUGUGGAGAAGCUGAGGGAGUCACAGACAUCCUAA